AUGCCAUCCGCAGGUCUUCAAAUGUUGGGCGUCACUCUGGGUGUUGUUGGCUGGCUUGGCGACAUUAUCAUUUGCGCGUUACCCAUGUGGAAAGUGACUGCUUUCAUCGGCAACAAUAUAGUAACGGCUCAAAUUUUUUGGGAAGGUCUGUGGAUGAACUGUGUGAAGCAAAGCACUGGCCAGAUGCAGUGCAAGGUGUACGACUCCAUGUUGGCACUUCCUCGGGAUCUGCAGGCCGCCCGCGCUUUGGUCGUCAUCUCCAUUCUUGUGGCUCUGUUCGGCAUUCUACUGUCCAUUGCAGGUGGCAAGUGUACCAACUGCAUUGAGGAUGGGGCAGCGAAAGCUAAAGUUGCUGUGGUCGCUGGUAUAUUUUUUCUCGUCGGAGGUGUCCUCUGCUUGAUCCCUGUAUGCUGGUCGGCUCACUCUGUCAUUCGUGAUUUCUACAACCCUGUUCUCACUGACGCGCAGCGACGGGAGCUUGGUGCAUCCCUUUUCAUCGGCUGGGGAUCUGCUGGCCUGUUGCUAAUUGGAGGAGCACUGCUUUGCUGCCAAUGUCCAAAGGGCGAGGACCGUGGCUAUUCUGCCAAGUAUUCCGCACCCAGGUCUACUGCAAGUGGCGGUGCUUAUGUGUGA
This is a messenger RNA of Chanos chanos (milkfish), 633 nucleotides long. Its product is annotated as claudin-like protein ZF-A89. Bases 1 to 633 code for a protein of 210 amino acids. Gene Ontology annotation, cellular component: bicellular tight junction; membrane. NCBI's taxonomy places the organism in Eukaryota, Metazoa, Chordata, Actinopteri, Gonorynchiformes, Chanidae. The transcript has a single exon. Gene Ontology annotation, molecular function: structural molecule activity. The record is from RefSeq and is a predicted model, not a curated record.